Molecule: messenger RNA, 8862 nt
Organism: Saitoella complicata NRRL Y-17804
Lineage: Eukaryota; Fungi; Ascomycota; Saitoellomycetes; Saitoellales; Saitoellaceae
Exons: 4
Coding region: 70-8862 (2930 amino acids)
Biological process (GO): DNA repair
Molecular function (GO): protein binding; protein serine/threonine kinase activity
Source: RefSeq, a predicted model, not a curated record
ACAGCCGUGUAUGCGUGACGCCCUCUACCGUCAAUGCCAAUAGCCGCAGCUGGCUGAUUCCCGCCACACAUGUCUGGCCAGAUAAACCUGUACAACAUCUACAGCUUGCUGAAGAGCGAGAAGCCGAAGGACAGGACUGACGGACUUCAGCAUUUACGCAGACUGCUUCGACAUGGGAGGAAUGCCGAAGCCCUCAAUGAUAAAGGCUAUCAUAAGCUGUUCGAGGCAUUGUUUCACAUCGUUGUUCGUGAAAAAGCACAGUACACUCGCGCGAAGGGCACAGCCAAGGCAACCGUCGCAAACCGCCUGCAACAAUGCGGGCAAACAUUGCGCGCGGCGGUUGACGUUGGUGUUAGAUAUUUACGACAAAAGACAGUGGAAGCCAUCAUCGAGCAUAUAUGUUACACUUUGCCGUCUGCUGGGGCUGGUCUGUUUGAACCAGUCAGCCUGGACUACUCUAAGGCCUUAAGAUGUAUCCUUUCAUACCCACCUCAUGCCGAGCACUUUACUACGACACGUUGGACAGAUCUGAUCGACUUCUGCUGUGGCAUCCUGCGGGCUCCCAUGGAGGAAGACGGAAAUGGUCAAGGAAACCCGGAUUCUCACGCUAGCGAAGACGACUUUGACAACACCCCCGGAGGUUGGAGAAACAGGUCGUACCACAACAAGAUAAGAUUUGAAGAUACGCAACUCAUGCAGUGUUUACAAGGUCUGUUGGAGACGCCAAAUGCUCCUGUUGCGGCUGUCGGUCAGCUGGUGGCCGAUUUCCUUCUUCGGUUCUUGAAUUUCUACACGACAGAGACCAGCGCACAUAUCUUCGCAAUGCAAGCCUUGAACAGGACGUUGGCGUCGAUCUCGGUGAACAACAUUCGUCUGACGGAUCGAGUUGCGCAGACGUUACUGCCACUGAUCGCCAGGCUUUGGACUACCAAAAGCGCAGCACUGAAGGAACAGUUACUGAUUACGUUGAUGUACACAUACCCAUACCUUCAUCGGCGCAUUCAAUCCCAUGCAUCAUGUAGAGAGGAUGCAAUGCAUUUGUUUGAAUCCAUGUGGGCAGAGCUGGUGGAGCUCUUGGAUCGUGAUCGAUUACAGUUGCACGACCUGGACUACCGUUACGACAGUCUCGAAAGACCGGAAGCACGAGCAUUCCACUCGUUACGCAGCCGCUCUUUCAGCUUGCGUGCGUCUGUUGAUCCCAUUGCGACUCGAGCUGAGCAGGCCUGGGGAUGCUUGCAGACCAUAGCGGCUUUGGCAAUCGCCAUGGACAACGAGGAGGCUUUGGGCCUCCACGACGAACGCUCGAGUGCAGGCGACGACGACGCUGCUCAGAAACGCCGCAAAGUCACCGAAAGCCAGUUGAGUUUCCUUGUCUGUCAAACCCGGCAUCCCUCAAGUCGUUUAAGAAUUGCCGCACUCCAGGCUAUUGUAUUCGUCUUCGAAGCUUUGGAACCGACAAAGGCUGGGGUUUUGGACAUGGGUAGCUUGAUCCACGACCUAGCAUUGUUAUGUGGGGAUGACGAUGUUCAAGUUCAAUGCUGGGCUGUGACUUGUGCUGCUAGCAUUGCGCGCUACACCACUCUUUUGCGGAGGCUGAAGUCGCCAAAUGCUCUCUCACAGCUAGCUAGUGAGCCAGAGUGGAGAAUCAUUUGGUCGGUUUGUUGCCGCAAAAUCACGGCUACAGCUACUUGCAGAGCAGCCUGCUACUUUCUAUCUACGGCUGUCGAAACUUCAGUAUUGGAUGACGAAUUCGUUGUUCUCGAGAUCGAGCAAAUACUAAAGACAAUUGACUUACAAGGCCCGGCUCAAUUGACGGAUACGUCGUGCACCCUCAUCGCCAGAGCUCUCGACAUCACGAUCAAGACGGGCACAGUCCGACGCUUGCGUCCUCAAGAAAAAAUCUUGCAAUGGUUCGGUUCAUGGAACCCACUAGAUGGCAUGGACAAGCGGAUGUCGCAGACCUACCCGCGGCUUUUAAACGCGUCUCUGGUACUUGCUUUACUCGAACGAUGUCGCCAAAGUUCCGGGUCUUUGCCGCAAACCCCUGCUGGUGCUAAUGACGUCCCUCGUGGUGCUAUCGGAAGAGUUUGCUUAGAGUUGGCUGACCGACAGGAUUUGCUGCAGUAUUUGCUUCUUGCGUUUGCCGAAGACAAUGACAACCAACCGCCGUUGUCACAGGAGCUGAUUAGCACGCCCUCGCAUAGUCUUUCGUACAAAGUCGAUCCGGAACAAGCAAUCUUGUUCGAUACAGGCCUAAGGAAGAUCCUGAUCAAGGACGCCCGUGUCAUCAGGGAUAAUCUUCGAUCUUUCCUCGAGGAGGAUCCUAAUUCUUUGACACCGGAAAUAAUGUCCCAUGUGCUGGAAUUUGCGCUAAUUACAGCGAUGUUGGCUGUCUCCAUCGACUCGCCCAAUGAGGGUGCUGCAGGCGAGCUAACAGGCCUGGUAACCUGUAUUUUCGAAGAUGUUGGGUCUUUCUUGAGGCUGGACAAUGCGAAACAAGUGCAUAUUGAUAUGUGUUUGCUGUCGCUCAAUCAAUGCUUCAUUCAAGCGAAAGGAUCAAGCGUACCUACGGACGGUGCUGCUUUUCGUGCGAGGUUGGACAAUGUCCAUUUUCUUGCGGAUGCAUUCGCGCAUCUGUCGAGUAUCAUUGAGUCUCGCAUGAAAGUGCAAUCGGACAACGAGCCUCAUAAUGGGCUUGAGCCUGACUACAAUGACGGCGAGGAUGAUGAUGACAUGGAUAUGGCAGUGUCUAGCAGCUCGGGGCAGCAUUCGGAUUUGAAAGACCUUCCCCGGACUGUACUCAACGUGCGAUGCGCUCUCGAGCGCUGGCGGACCGACAUGUGUAUACGGCUGCAUAUGAAUUCCUCAGUGGAUGUACUCGUGUCUUCGCAAUGGAAGGUAAGCACGUUCAUGGAUUAUAUCUCAAAGCUGCCAAAAGGUCGUGUGCUGUGGGCGGAAAGUUCUUUGACAAGCUGUCUCCAGGCGAACGGAGAGCAUUUACCCGUCGGCGCGAUCCAUGAAUUCCUUGAAUAUGCGGCAUCGUUGUUCUUGUCAGAUUACGAUUUUGAGCGCUCGGAAGCAGUCAUCGUUUUCUUCAUCAACACGUUGGAGGUCCUGGUCGACAUGUGGACGAUGGAGGAUAACGACGACAUCAUACACACUGUCUAUGAAUGGGUGGUUAAGAUCACGCUUGAUAAGAAUCUGGCAUCUUACGUGGUAAGGCGGAGACUGGCGGCCUUGCUAAGGAAGCUACUCUCUGCUCAACCUCAUCACCAUGGUACCAGCAAUACAGGGUCUACGCGCAGUCGUUUCAUCGAAUUGCUUCGAGACCGCGACGCCAGAGUCACACAUGACAUGUCCGCCCUAGUGGUUCAGCUUUUCAGAUGUUUUCCUCAGGGCGAUCAUGUCGUGAUAUAUCAAGAUAUCAUGAAAUUCCUCGAAGACAACGAAGAAAACCUUGAGAUGUUCUCCAUGCGUGUCUUAACACUUUGGCGCAUUAGUAUGGCUUCUGAAGCUACGCGUAAAGCUGCAAUCUACAACCUCAUUGAGCUUGGUAACUUCGGUCUUAGCAGACCUUAUGUACAACACGCUUUGCAGGGUAUCGCUGGAGGCUGUGGUGUUGAAAGUUCUCGAGAACUACUGCAGACGUAUAUUUCCCAAGUGAUUUACAGCUGGAUCCAGUUAGAGGGCUCCAUAUCCGAUUUUCCUUACGCCAUUUUUGGGUACAAAACCUUGAAAGAUUGGAGCACGACCUACAGAGAGGAGUUAGGGGCACAACUGCUGUUGCAUGGUGGCAUCGCGGCAUUCAUUGAGUUGUCUCAAGGAACUCUAAGGGGUACAUUUGAGGACCUGCUUCGGGUGUGUUUUCACCGUGCUAUGGCUUAUGGUAAGCUGCACAAACACAGUGAAGCAAGUGCCAUUCAACCUGACAAAGCGGAGUCUAUAUCCAUUGAAACGCUUUGUGCGACAAGGCUGCCCGACUUCAAUUCGCUUUUGGUUGAACGUUUUGAUGACACGAUCGCCGUCAUGCUUUAUUCACUUCGUGAGGAAGGGUCAUCGUCCAAAGCCUUCUAUCAAUCAUCAUUGCCUGCGGAAGGUCAGGUUAUGGAUAAUAUCUGUGGCUUAAGUUGUUCAGAUUGCGUUCUACCCGAACCUCCACGGCCUCACUACAGGGCACGGGUCGUCAUCCGUGCUAUUUCUGAUCUAUGCCAACAGGCAGCGGUUUCCCCAAAUAAACUCUGGACACCUUCACGUUUGGCAUAUAUCCUCCGCUUCUUGAUGUCUUCUGCCACAAAGGCGUCUAGCCCUACCGAGCUGUGUGUGCUAAUAAGGAAGCUCCGCUUUCUGGCAAGCAUGGCCGGUGGAGCUAUUGUUCAAGGUUAUCCGCUCGACAUGCUCCUUCACUUUCUCACGGGAUACGUGCUUGUUCCACUUUGCAGCAAGGACGCCAUCGGAGUUUUACAGUAUCUCAUCUCUCAUUCGGUACAUGGAGACAUCGUUACUCCAGUUACCCUCAUCAGGGCCACAUCCGCGCUGGUUCGUGCAUUACGUGUCCUGGAAGCCACGGACGCCGGCACCGAAGUGGUACAAACGUCGAACAAGUGGUUGAAACGAAUAACACAGAUUGUCCAAGAAAAUCCUCACUUGGACGAAGUGGUCCCCGCAUUUCAGGCCCUCCUGACUCUAAGAGGGUUGGCUGACGAUAAGAGCGUGGAUUGGCGCUCAGCGCUGAAGCUUACAUUUUCCUUCUCAGAUCGCUCGCCGCUGGACGCAGAUUCUAGAAAUUUGUUGUUUGAAGCGUUCACUGAUGCUUAUGACAGAAGCGGCAACGAAGGCCAUGAGUUUGUCGGACAACUCGAAGUGUCCGCAUUAGCAAAAUCUAUCGUAUGUCAUGCCUCCCAGCUUGACUUUUCGGACAAGAACCUCAGCAACAUAGGAAGGAUCUUAGGUAUGGCUUUUGCAUCAGAGGGUUCUGCGCCUGUUCUCACCGAAGCACGUACCGUGCAAGGUCACCCAGGAGAGAAUCCGGAUCUGAUCACCAAAACGGCGGUCUUGCAGCAGAUGGCCAUUCUUCUGCGGCAUCCUUCUCACGUCAUCGUUGGAGAGGUUGAGGCUAUAGUAAGCCGUAUGUUUGCGCGUGACCCGAAUCAGCAGGCAUUACAAUCGCUUCCUGAACAUGUGCGAUUAGCGCUGAACCGGCCUGAAUCCCAUCCGAGAACGCAUCGUCGGACUGCAUCAGAUGUCGACGAUGUCUCCAAAAGCUUUGAGCCUCAAACGUGGAUGAACUCCCGAACUCCUUUCACUGACUGGAGUGUAAGUCUUGUGCUCGCACUUGUGCGUCUUGCUAUGGAUGACCCGGUAAUGGGGUGUUUAGCGCCCUUAGUCCAUGCCCUCGACACAUUUGGUAAAGACCUCUUUCCCAAUCUCGUCCUUUUCGUCUUGUCUAAGUCUACCUCCGAUACGGUGUUCAAAUCUGCCGGGGCCGCUCUUGCCGCUAUCUUCAACCACAAUUUUCGCACCCUGGCUGACAAUGUUUCGCACGAGCGACUCGCCCUACUUCUCGAUUGCGUUCUAUACCUACGCCAGACAGCAAUGCCUAACUCGAAGGUCGGAUUCGAUCGGAACUUCUGGCUUCCAAUCGACUACUCGGCCGCAGCGGAUGCAGCGGUAUUGUGUAAUAUGCCGAAAGCAGCAUUGCUAUUCACAGAGAUAUAUUGGACGAAAGCAGAUGCAGUACCACGGCACGACACGUACGAACGGUUGCUCCAAAUCUUCCGCCAUAUUGAUGAACCGGAUUCCUAUCACGGCGUUAGCAGAACAACCUCGCUUGCGAGUAUGAUGCAGCAAUAUGACUAUGAGGGCAAUGGCUGGAAGAGUUUCUGUUUACGAGGAGCUGAGCUUGAAGCCGUGUCUCGACUUGGAUAUAUGGACGGUAAAGCUGCUGUUCACAAUCGCGGUGUGCGAGAAAGUUUGUCCAAGCUGGGGCUAUAUGCUACAGCGAAGGCAAUCACUGCUGCUGAUAUGGGGUUUAGCGAUGUGCACAGUAUCGCUUGGCGUCUCGAACAAUGGGACCUCCCUUCCGCGAAAGUUCCUAGUGACCAAACGGCGCUGUACACAGUUUUGCAGCAGCUCAACUUUGAUGCACCGCGACCCGGUUCUGCUGCUUGUUUGAAUGCCGCGCUUCUGAGUGUAACGAAGAAAUUGCUGCAUCGGGCAGACUCGCCCACUACAGUGAGAGGGCAAUGGUGUUCUUUAGCUGCUUUGGUCGAAGUUGACGAGUUGACCCGAAUAAACGGCAAGUCUGAGGACUUGAUACAUGCUUGGGAGAAACGAGCUGAUCACUGGGCUGACCACGCGCAGUUCAGUGAUGUCGAGAUGUUGUUUGCCUUGCGUUCCGUCUUGUUCGGUUCAGUUAUGAAACGUCCUCAUCUUCAACGGGUACAACAACUUAACCCCGAACAAGCUUUCCGUCUACAAGCCCGAUACUUGCUGAAGUCCUGCCGAAUGGCACGAGCCCAGGGUCAAUAUCAGAUUGCUUUGAGCAACGCCGCAUAUUUACAAGAAGCUGCCAACACGUACCUUCCAAAUGAUGAUGCUUUGAUGCACGACGUCUCUGUAAAUACGGCAAGCGUUUUCUGGAAGCAAGGCGAGUCUAUACCUGCUAUCAGGAUGUUGCAACAGACCAUAGUCGACUGGAAGCCUAAGACUGCCGGUCCAAAUGUGCGACGGGCCAAAACUUUAGCCCAACUAGCUGGAUGGAUGUCGGAAGCGCGGUUGGAAAGACCUGAUGUGAUACUACAAUCGUACCUCGAGGUUGCCGUUCAAGAGCUGCACGGCGUGGUUGAGGGGGAUAAUGCUGGUCGAGUCUUCAACGAGUUCGCCUCUUUUUGUGAGAAGCAGCUGAAUAGUUCCGCCAUUGCUGAAGAUUUCGCUCGUAUGCAACGCCUGCGAGACCAGAAAUCUGCGGAGAUAUUCGAGCUUCAACAGCUACUUGCCUCGUCGUUACCCGAAAAGAAGGCACGAGCCGUGAAAAGCCACCUUGGCAAAGCCAAGGCGUUGUACCAGCUCGAUAACGCCGAGUACCAAAGACUUUUGGAGAACAAGACAACUUUCCUCACGAAGAGUGCGCAGUACUAUCUGAGAUGCAUCGCAGCUUCUGAUGCGUAUGAUUUCCAGGCGUCUAGGUUUUGUGCAUUCUGGCUGGCGAAUUGCACUAUGGAUGCCGUUAACGAGAUCGUCCAGGACUAUCUUCCAAAAGUUCCUUCAAGGAAGUUCAUACCCUUGAUGAAUCAGUUGUCAGCCCGAUUAUCGGGUGUGUCUGCCAGCGAUUCAUUUCAGGCGCCUCUACGAGCUCUGAUUUUCAGGCUUUGUCAAGAGCAUCCUUAUCACAGUCUUUAUCAGAUUAUUUCCAUGUGCAGUACAACAACCUCGUCCAGAGAUAUCGCAGCUGAAGCUCGCAAAUCAGCUGCGUUGAGUAUUUGGAACGAUCUUAAAAAUCAGAAUGACGCCGAAGCUAGAGCGGUGACGAAGAACGUGGAGUUCGUUGCAGCGGCAUACAACGAGCUUGCAAGAUACCCUAUGACGCGACGGGACUAUGGGUCUGGAUCCCUCGACAUGAGUAAGGUUUAUCCAAAACAUAGGGUGUUUCUGAAAGAUAUACCUCGGUUACGCAUACCCCCGCCUACUGCACACGUGCCUGUCGACUUAAACUGCGAUUACACGGAUGUGCCCUUGGUCAAUAGUUUUGCCGCCAAAAUCAGUGUUGCGAAUGGACUAUCUGCUCCGAAGGUCAUAGUUUGCUAUGGUACGGAUGGACGUCGUCACAAGCAGCUUGUCAAGGGUGGCAACGAUGAUCUUCGACAAGAUGCUAUCAUGGAACAAGUUUUUCAACAAGUGGACGCACUGUUGCAAAAGAAUCAAAACACUCGCCUGCGCAAUCUCCGAAUUCGCACGUACAAGGUUCUUCCAUUGACAGAAAACUCUGGAAUUCUGGAGUGGGUCCAACAGACCAUACCCAUCAACGAAUACCUCAUCCCGGCUCAUGAAGCGUAUCAUUCUAAGGAUUGGUCAAUCAACGGUAAAUGUCGUAAACACAUCGCUGAAGUACAAGGCAAAAGCAACUCGACCAGAUUACGUGCAUACGAAAUGGUCACCGAGCAUCUGCACCCAGUGAUGCGUCAUUUCUUCUUCGACAAUUAUGUAAGUCCCGACGAAUGGUACUCUAAACGACUGAAUUACAGUCGCAGUACGGCAGCCAUUUCCAUGCUCGGGUACGUUCUGGGGCUUGGCGACCGUCACGGACACAACAUCUUGCUGGACAAGUCCACAGGAGAAAUUGUUCAUAUUGACCUAGGCGUGUCAUUUGAACAGGGCAAAACGCUUCCUAUACCGGAAACCGUGCCGUUUAGAUUAACCCGAGAUAUUGUGGAUGGUUUCGGAAUCACUGGUGUUGAAGGAGUCUUCAGGAAGUGUUGCGAAUACACAUUGAGCGUGCUUCGCAACGAAUCUCCUGCAGUUAUCACUAUUCUCGAUGUCCUCCGACAUGACCCAUUGUAUUCAUGGACAAUCUCGCCUCUCCGUAUGAAACGCAUCCAGGAAAAAGAGCCGUUGCAGGACGACGGUUUUGCCCCUGGCGAAGGCCAUGGACUGCCUUCUGGGGCUGGGCGUAGAAGCAGUGGCAGUGAAGGAGUAGAAGCGGAGCGCGCUCUCCUGGUCGUAUCACAGAAACUGUCGAAGACCCUGAGCGUUGAAGCCACAGUGAACGAGCUGAUCCAACAGGCGACGGAUCCACGGAACCUGUCAUUGAUCUUCUGUGCGCUCGUACUAAACGCUUUCGCGCUAGGCUGGGCUGCAUAUCUCUAG